Messenger RNA from Strongylus vulgaris, 1227 nucleotides. NCBI's taxonomy places the organism in Eukaryota, Metazoa, Nematoda, Chromadorea, Rhabditida, Strongylidae. The record is from the annotation of a GenBank genome assembly.
AUGUCACUGACAAAAAAUCUGAGGAGUUUAACUUCAGCAGGUCCUCGCGCCGUUGUUACUUGGGAUAAGGCUGAGCGUAUACAUCGGAACGAGGAAAUUUGGGCAAAUCGGGAUUCGAUUGUUCAUCGAUUGCCUGAGCAUUACUGCAGACGAUAUUGGGAAAAUUUGCUUCGUGAUGCAAAGCCAGUUCACUAUCGAGCGCACAGGAAAAUUGCUUUUCUAACGCGGCUAAGCUUUUUACGAGUCAAAAACCCGGCUACUCGUACUGCGAGUGGGUCGCUGUUACACCCCACCGUCAUCGCGAUUUUAUUGGGAUCCUGUGAGAAAUGUGGAGGUGGAGGCAGAGAACUACCCUUUGCUAGGUGUGUUCAACUGUUCUGUUCCUGUUUUGACCACGUCUGCCUCAUACAGGUGUACAAACAUGAUGUUUUGGAAAGUCUUUUACAUCCACCAGAAGCUGAUGAGGGACUUUGGGGUGGUGAGGGGGUUGUUAAGGGUUGGAAGGAGUCGCGUCCUUAUACCAAAAAGAAGGUUCUGCCGAGGCACUGGAUACCCAAACUAUAUUUCCCAGCGUUGAAAUCAGCCAUCUUAUAUUCAGAGAUUCUUGACAAGCACAUGAAGGUAGAAACUAGCAGUGGGUCAAUGGGUUUUUGUCCAAAUUUUUUGGCUUUCAAGAUCAAUGUUACCGAAAGGGCGUUGCGCUUGAUUGAUCAGCAUUUCGGCCUUGACUAUUACAUCCUCCGUACUCCUGAGAUUGAUCUGGCGUCAAAGCUCGGAAACAGGCUCAAACGAGAAAUGUUACUCACACUUGCAAAUGAAAGCUAUUAUCCUGAAGAUGAGGAACGACACAGCUAUAUCAAAGAAAAGUAUGCUGAAUUUGUUAUUCCUGCGGAGGAGGCUGAGUGGAUAGGUUUGGACUUGAACGAAGCGGCACGGAAGCAGCAAAUUCUUGAGGAGGAACAAGCCCCUGUGCCCAUGAAGUAUAGGUCAGCAAAUGCUCUGUUACUUUUGCUCAUGCGGAGGAGCCUCUGGGCUGCUAUACUGCGUUAUUAUUUGAUGAGAACAGAAAACUAUAGGUUUAAAAGAGAAUUAGUUGCUCGACUACGAGCUGGAACAGAUCUAAUCACAAACGAGGAAGAGUUUGCCCCGAAGACCGAAGAAAGCAAGUUUGGUGAACGCUUACUUGGUAAAUAUCUGAACCCUAUUGCCAGACGAUUCCGAAGUUAG